Messenger RNA from Laccaria bicolor S238N-H82, 801 nucleotides. RefSeq lists its product as uncharacterized. Gene Ontology annotation, biological process: vesicle-mediated transport; protein secretion. NCBI's taxonomy places the organism in Eukaryota, Fungi, Basidiomycota, Agaricomycetes, Agaricales, Hydnangiaceae. Bases 1 to 801 code for a protein of 266 amino acids. Gene Ontology annotation, cellular component: Golgi membrane. The record is from RefSeq and is a predicted model, not a curated record. The transcript has 11 exons.
AUGGCGGAACUGAAGAAAGGACAUCGAGUGUUUUCGGGUCAGCUUAUCGCAGUAUUUGCUGUUGUUGAAUCCAGCUAUACUUUACACACUACUAUGAGCGUCGCCCAACCUCUCCUGGACACCAUCGAACCCGACGAGCCCUUGGAGUCCUCUGUCAACACGAAAGGCCCCGCAACCGCGCCAGUUGUCCUAACACCAACACAUGCCACCCAGAAUGACCCAGAAUCAGGCAUUGUGGGGAUAUUUCGACAGUCGGCCCAUCCCACGGCUCUCUUCUUCUUAUACCUGUUCCGCAUAGCAGCUAUAGCCGUUUAUAUUCUAUGUGGAUGGUUUACAGACAACUAUGUUCUUUCGACCGUCGCUGUGGUAGUCCUCUUAGCUAUGGACUUUUGGAAUUGCCGAAACGUUUCAGGACGAACACUGGUUGGACUUCGCUUCUGGAAUCAAGUCGAUGAAGAUGGCGAGAGUUAUUGGGUAUUUGAAAGUCGAGACCCAUCGCGGCCAGCCAAUCCCAUUGAUUCCAAGAUGUUUUGGAUAGCACUUUACGUGUUUCCUCUCCUUUGGUCGGUGCUACUCAUCGUCUCUCUUCUGAAACUGGGGUUUGCAUUUAUCCCCAUCGUCGUCCUUGCGCUUGUGUUCAAUAUUACCAACGUUAUUGGUUUCACCUAUGCUGACCGAGACGCCAAGCAAAAAUGGGCUACGAGCGUUGCUGGAUCUGCAUGGGGAAUGGGACUGGGUGGAAUUGGUGGGCAAAUUCUGACUGGUGCAGUCAAGAAAGGAGUAGGAAGAGUAUUCGGUUAG